GUCCCGGCGCAUCUCCCUCCCCCUUUUUGGAGUGACAGGCGGAUGGACCUCCUCAUUUUAGCCGCUCGCUUUUUACGUUGGCGAAUCACAAAGUGUUGGAAUCUGCUGCCUUUGUCUGAGAAGUCAUCCAUAUAAGCAAAGAAGGGAUCUGCAGCUUUUAGACACCGACACUACCGGCCCGGGGCUCCAGUCCCGGCCCACGCAUCUCUAGUCCACGCGCAUCCCGUUAGUCCGUGGUGAAAAAAAAAGGUGACCGAGGAAACCAUUCUUUGUAAAGCCUUUCGCAUCUUGUUCCCUUUAUCCGAGGUAGCGAGCCCACCCGGGAUUUAGGACACGACUAGGAUUCAUGGGACCGUCCGUGGUGCUCAGGGUCUCCGUGCACGCGCGCUAAAACACUCCUGCUUCUGCAAACACCCGCUCCGGUUUUUGGUUGUCGGUGUCAGUUUACCAAAACAAGCCUGGGUCAUGCUUGACACCUGACAUCUCCUCCAUCCCUUUUUUUCUUUUUCGCUGAGCGGACAGUUUCUCAAGAGGGAACUUCCCCCACCACCAUCCCACCCACCCUGAAGUUUUCUGUUCGGAACUCGAAGGAAUCGCACUCGUCUUUUUUUGACAUCACACCUGCGUCUUUUGCUUCUUUCUGUUAUUUUUUUAUUUUUUUUAUUUAGAUUUUGAUCCACAGAAGGAAAGCGAGACGGCGACUUCAGUUGAUUACCUGUCUUUUCUUUGCUAUCCAAUGGAUAUUCACUGCAAAGCAGACCCCUUCUCCGCCAUGCACCGGCAUGGCGGAGUGAACCAGCUGGGCGGUGUGUUCGUGAACGGCAGGCCGCUACCGGACGUCGUGCGCCAACGAAUCGUGGAGCUCGCGCACCAGGGGGUGAGACCGUGCGACAUAUCACGACAACUGAGAGUCAGUCACGGGUGCGUCAGCAAGAUCCUGGGCAGGUCUGCAUGUACCAUUAUUCCUUCUGGGUGCUGCAGGUACUAUGAAACUGGGAGUAUAAAGCCCGGAGUGAUCGGUGGCUCCAAGCCGAAGGUGGCCACUCCGAAAGUGGUGGAUAAAAUAGCGGACUAUAAGAGACACAACCCCACCAUGUUCGCCUGGGAGAUCCGGGACCGGCUGCUGGCAGAGGGUAUCUGCGACAACGACACGGUGCCCAGCGUCUCCUCCAUCAACAGGAUUAUUCGCACUAAAGUUCAACAACAGUACCACCCUUCUCCUGAUGGAACAUCUCUCUCAACAACAGGACACACUAUAGUUCCCAGCACAGCAUCCCCUCCAGUAUCAAGUGGAUCCAGUGAUCCUGUGGGUUCUUACUCCAUCAAUGGUAUUCUAGGCAUCCCUCGCUCCAAUGGAGAGAAAAGGAAAAGAGAUGACGAUGGUUCAGAGGGCUCUGGACAGAACAGUGAUUCCCAGGGCAGUGUGGAGAGUUUAAGGAAACACCUACGUGCCGAUGCGUUUACCCAACAACAGCUGGAGGCCUUGGAUCGAGUGUUUGAGCGACCGGCCUACCCUGACGUCUUCCACAGCUCGGAACACAUCAAGCCAGAGCAGAGUAGUGAGUAUGCCCUUCCUGCGCUAAACCCAGGGCUGGAUGAAGUUAAACCCAGUCUGUCCUCUAGUAGCUCCUCAGACCUGGGUGCCAGCGUGUCCCAAAGCUACCCUGUAGGUAGAGACAUGGCCAACACAACAUUACCUGGCUAUCCACCUCACGUCCCCCCUACAGGACAGGGCAGCUACCCAACAUCCACACUGGCUGGAAUGGUUCCUGGGAGUGAAUUUUCAGGGAAUCCCUACAGUCACCCACAGUACACAGCAUACAACGAGGCCUGGCGCUUCAGCAACCCAGCCUUACUGAGUUCCCCUUAUUAUUAUAGUGCAUCCCGAGCCUCUGCACCACCAGCUGCUGCCGCUGCUUACGACCGCCACUAGACAUUGUGCAAACCAAACCCAACAUCGCCUUGGACGUCCUGUUGUGCCAGUGUGAACAACGGAGCAGAUUGGACAAGGGCCGCUGUGAACACAUCACAUGAUGAUAAACAAGCCAAUCAGGACAUCAGAUGGCUGAGCCACUUUUAGCCAUCAAAAUCCAACUCGAAAUCAAACCGGCCAGCAUUCACAGUGGGUGUCCACAUCUCAAAGACUAAUGAGAAAACUUGCAAGAAAUGAUAUAAAUAUGGAAAUUGACACAAUAAGGCAAUUUGAAUCAACAGAUUUUGCUUUUCUUUCUCAUAUUUUGGGUUAUUUUUUAUCGUCAUGGAUGGAAACAGAAACAUUUUUCAGUAACUGACUGUCACAUGGCAGCACAUCACUUUCCUGUUCUCUCUCUCUCUCU
Molecule: messenger RNA, 2336 nt
Organism: Silurus meridionalis
Lineage: Eukaryota; Metazoa; Chordata; Actinopteri; Siluriformes; Siluridae
Gene: pax2b
Product: paired box 2b
Exons: 10
Coding region: 737-1933 (398 amino acids)
Biological process (GO): regulation of transcription by RNA polymerase II; anatomical structure development
Molecular function (GO): RNA polymerase II cis-regulatory region sequence-specific DNA binding; DNA-binding transcription factor activity, RNA polymerase II-specific
Source: RefSeq, a predicted model, not a curated record